This is a messenger RNA of Aphis gossypii (cotton aphid), 2460 nucleotides long. RefSeq lists its product as uncharacterized. The record is from RefSeq and is a predicted model, not a curated record. The coding region runs from base 353 to 1663 and encodes 436 amino acids. Lineage: Eukaryota; Metazoa; Arthropoda; Insecta; Hemiptera; Aphididae. The transcript has 2 exons.
AGAAAAUAUUAUGUAGAUCGUAAUUACAUGGUUAUUCUGAUUUUUAAUUAGUUUUACAUUGUAUAAAUGAUAUUAAUAGAACAAAGAAACAAUUAUUAAAUAAAGAACUAUGCUAACAAAUUUAAAUAUAGCACGAACUCUACAUAAUCUCUACAAAAACCAUUCCAGAUAAUAAAGUCAUCACUCUGUUGUAUGUUUGUGGAAUGUAUGUACAUUAGUGUACCUAUUUAUAACAUAAUUACAUUUUAAUAAUAAUUUUGAAUUUUCAAAGAAAAAACUGGAUGGAGUUUAUAAGAAAAUAAUUGCUUGUAGAUGAAAAAUAACUUGAAACAUAUAAUAAUUGAACAGCAUCAUGGCUGAUUGCAGGAAGCUUAGAAAAAAUGAAAGCUAUAAUAACCGAAAUUGUAUGGAUGGACUAUUAUUACUUAUAAUAGCUCUGAUGUUUACAUCACAAUGUAGCACAUUAAAAAGGGAGUCAAAUAUUACCAAUUGUAACAAUACAUUCACAUGUACUAAAUGUACAAUCAAUGAUCAAUGUCAAUGGUCCCUACAAUUACAAAAGUGUAUUUCCAUUUCUAAGACUCUACUUAACUCUACGAGGUUAAUAGUCUCCAAUGCAGAGAAAUGUCCACGGUUUUCAGUAGUUAAAAAUCAUUAUUAUAGUAAUAGAUUUAUUUAUUUGGACUUCAUUGUUAAGAUAUCAAAUGAUAAUUUCACAUUAAUGGGAUCUUUUCAAAAUAGUUAUACGUGCACUUCAUCAUCAACAAUCAUGAUGAAUAAUCAUAAUUGGAAGAAAUUUGUAAAUUAUAGUGAAAUAAUAUGUUCAGCAAGCGUUUCGAUGCGCUACUUGAAGUACCACAAUAAGCAUUCCUUAACUGAAUUUAUUUCUAUUAAAUUCGAUGAUGACAUCUUGCUGCGGUUCGAUGAUGUGGUCGAUCACUAUGCUACGUUGUAUAAGCACGAAUGUGAUAAGAGCAAGGAGAAUGAAUACUGUGCUUCUUGUACAUGGACUAAAGAUAAUGGCUACUCGUACUUCGUUAGAUUGUGUUCGUUUAAUAACUCCUGCGAGGGUCACAAUGAAUUUUACAAAUCACAUAACGGAAAAGGACAGUUCUGGAAUUCUAAUUCGUUAACAAUCAAGGACGAAUGUGCAGAAAUAAACGUCAUGAACUUCAAUCCUCUAUCUGGGCCGCAAGGAAGGGACAUGGCUGCGACGAUAACCGUAAGGAACCACAUGGUAUUCGCGGAGAACCGAAAGUUAACAGUGAUGGUGGCGGGAGCGGAUUGUAUAAAUCUGAAAAUGUCCGGACCUGAGACAAUUACUUGCACUAUUUCUCCAUCAUUUGACUAUAUAUGCGAAAAAUUGACUGGUCCGAUUCUGGUCAUGUACUCGUCAAAUGAAAGUAAAUUAACGAUCGAAUCGUCACAAAUAUUUGAGUUUUAUGUCGAUAAUACCUUUGGAGUUCCAAUACUGUCCACUGAUUGUUCACUCCGAUAUCCAGAGUCAGAGCACACUAAAGCGUAUGACUUCAAUUUUCGAUCAAAAUGUAUCCAUUAUUUCGCCACGACCAUGUUGCUGAUUUUAUUUUGCUUAUUAAUUAUUCAUCUUAUUGGUUAUCUUCGAAUGUAUCAGUAUAAUGCGCUGAAUACCGGCAAUGCCUGAUGAUGACCGUUGCAUAGUUAGACAUAUAGACAGGGAUUGGCAAAAUUCGCAAUACUAAAUACUUGAUAUUAAUAUUUUAAGUAAAAUUUGAUAUUUGAUACUUAUUACUCGAUAAUAUUUAAUACAUUGAAUAAACUAAGUCACGGGUAUUUUAAAACUUAUAAAUAGGUACAGGUAAAUGAUAAUUUAUUUUUAUUAUUAAUAAUUAUUAUAAUAAUAGACUUUACAGUUUAUACUACAACACAAUUAAUAUUUAUUCGUUGUAAUAUACAUUUUUAGAUCGAUAUUAUUAAUAUAGUACAAAACAAUAUAAAAUUAUAGACUUUUAAAUUUAUAUCGUAAUAAUAAUAAGUAAGUAAUAUUUUUAUGAUACAGAUUACAGACCACACUACUGUAGUUGACAAGUCAGUUAUUUUUGUCUAACAAUCUUUGUUAUCUAUAUUAUAAUAUACUAUACUACUACCUAUAUUAUAUUAUACUAUAUUAAUAUAAUAUAUUGUAGAAUUAAAUUCAUUAGUCACUAAUGAACCUGUCGCACUUGAGGGCUGGGGCACUGCGAGCACUUCCUAAGGGCACCGCGGUCUAUGGCUCAUAAUAAAUAAUUUAAAAUUUAUAGAAUUUUUUUUUUUGUUCGGUCUUCAUGGUAUUCACAGCAAGGCAUCGUGUCUGAAUUUUAUCCUACAAAAGACACCGCAAAAAAAAAGUUUGGGAACCGCUACAUUAGUGAAUAAUUCAAAAUUUGAGCUGAGAAAUCAAUCUUUUACAGUAAACUAAAUAUAAUUUAUAUUUAUAAAGAA